Molecule: messenger RNA, 2309 nt
Organism: Perognathus longimembris pacificus (Pacific pocket mouse)
Lineage: Eukaryota; Metazoa; Chordata; Mammalia; Rodentia; Heteromyidae
Gene: Klhl31
Product: kelch like family member 31
Exons: 3
Coding region: 238-2142 (634 amino acids)
Biological process (GO): negative regulation of protein phosphorylation
Cellular component (GO): cytoplasm; nucleus
Molecular function (GO): protein binding
Source: RefSeq, a predicted model, not a curated record
GCUCUGCGGCCGGCCGAGGCUGGUCAGGUGGCUGCUGGUGGCUCCCGCGUCUUCCUCCUCCCUCCCCGUCUCCCCGCAGGUGUCUUCCCGGGAGGACUGAGCCCCGCAGGGCCGGCCGGCUGCCGCUUCCCGGAGGGAGAGGGCUGGAGCACGCACGCACCGGCUCGCCCACCCACGCCGUCUUCGGGAUCCCGGGUGUGUAAGCAAGCUCUUGCCUGUGACAGUGUGCUUGCCAACAUGGCGCCCAAAAGGAAGUCUGUCAAGAAGAACAAAGCAGACCUCAAGGAGACAACCAUCAUUGUGGAAGAGAGCCCACUGAGCAAGCUCAACGCUUUGAAUGAGCUCCUAGAGGGAGGCAAUGGCCUUAGCUGCAUUUCUUCUGAACUAACGGAUGCUUCUUAUGGCCCCAACCUCUUGGAAGGUUUAAGUAAAAUGCGACAAGAGAGCUUUCUCUGUGACCUCGUCAUUGGUACCAAAACCAAAUCUUUUGAUGUUCACAAGUCAGUGAUGGCGUCGUGCAGUGAGUACUUCUACAACGUCCUCAAGAAAGACCCCGCAGCUCAACGAGUGGAUCUCAACGAUGUCUCGCCCCCAGGCCUGGCCACGGUCAUCGCCUACGCCUACACGGGAAAGCUGACCCUUUCCCUGUACACCAUCGGAAGCGUUGUGUCCGCUGCGGUUUACCUGCAGAUCCACACGCUGGUGAAGAUGUGCAGCGACUUCCUCAUCCGCGAGAUGAGCGUGGAGAACUGCAUGUAUGUGGCCAACAUUGCCGAAACAUACUCCUUGAAAACUGCCAAAGCGGCAGCCCAGAAGUUUAUUCGGGAUAACUUCAUUGAAUUCGCAGAGUCAGAUCAAUUCAUGAAGCUUACGUUUGAACAAAUUAAUGAACUGCUGAUAGACGAUGACUUACAGUUGCCUUCUGAGAUCGUCGCAUUCCAGAUCGCAAUGAAAUGGUUAGAAUUUGACCAAAAGAGAAUGAGACACGCAGCCGAUCUUCUGAGCAAUAUUCGCUUCGGUACCAUCUCCGCCCAAGACCUGGUCAAUUACGUCCAGUCUGUGCCGAGGAUGAUGGAAGACGCCGACUGUCACAAGCUCCUCGUGGACGCUAUGAACUACCAUCUGCUCCCCUACCACCAGAACACGCUGCAGUCGCGGCGCACACGCAUCCGGGGCGGCUGCCGCGUCCUGGUGGCCGUGGGAGGCCGCCCGGACCUGCCGGAGAAGUCCCCAAGCAGAGACGUCUUGUACAGAGACCCUGAAAACGGAUGGAGCAAGCUGACCGAAAUGCCAGCCAAAAGUUUUAACCAGUGUGUGGCUGUGAUGGACGGCUUUCUCUAUGUCGCCGGUGGGGAAGAUCAGAACGACGCGAGAAAUCAAGCCAAGCAUGCAGUCAGCAGUUUCUGCAGGUACGACCCCCGCUUCAACACGUGGCUCCACCUGAGCAGCAUGGGGCAGAAGCGCACGCACUUCAGCCUGAGCGCGCUGGACGGGCUCCUGUACGCGGCGGGCGGCCGCAACGCCCAGGGCAGCCUGGCCUCGCUCGAGUGCUACGUGCCGGCCACCAACCAGUGGCUGCCGCGGGCGCCCAUGGCGGCGGCGCGCUGCUGCCACGCCAGCGCCGUGGCCGAGGGCCGCCUGCUGGUCACGGGCGGCUACGUGGACGGCGCCUACUCGGGCUCCGUGUGCGCCUACGACCCCGCGGCCGACGCGUGGCGGGAGCUGCCGGCGCUGGGCGCGCCGCGGGGCUGGCACUGCGCGCUGGCGCUGGGCGGGCGCGUGCUGGUGCUGGGCGGCAGCCGGCUGGGCGCGCGCGGGGAGCGCGUGGACGUGCUGGCCGUGGAGAGCCUGGGCCCCGGCGCGCCGCGCUGGAGCCCCCUCGCGCCGCUGCCCGUGGGCGCCAGCACGGCGGGCGCCGCGGCGCUGCGCGGCCGCGCCUUCCUGCUGGGCGGCUGGAACGAGGGCGAGAAGCGCUACAAGCGGUGCGUGCAGAGCUUCAGCCCCGAGCUCAACCAGUGGACCGACGAGGACGAGCUGCCCGAGGCCGCCGUGGGGCUGUCCGCGUGCAGCCUGCCCAUGCCCAGCCGCGCCACGCGCGAGUCCCGGGCCAGCUCCGUGUCCUCGGUGCCCGUCAGCAUCUGAGCGGCGGCGGGGGGCGGGGGGGGGGGGCCGCGGGCCCUUCCCAGCCGCAGUCCGCCCCGCGGCCACCGGGGGGCGCCGGGCCCCCGGAGGUGAGGUGCCCCCCCCCCCGGCCCCCGCGGCCCCCACUGACUCCGGAACCGGAACGCCCGCCGGCCAUCGACCUGCGG